Messenger RNA from Aspergillus tubingensis, 882 nucleotides. Its product is annotated as putative mitotic spindle checkpoint protein (Mad2B). NCBI's taxonomy places the organism in Eukaryota, Fungi, Ascomycota, Eurotiomycetes, Eurotiales, Aspergillaceae. The record is from RefSeq and is a predicted model, not a curated record. Bases 1 to 882 code for a protein of 293 amino acids. The transcript has a single exon. Gene Ontology annotation, cellular component: zeta DNA polymerase complex.
AUGCCGAUUGCCAGUGAGAGUACCACCGUCAACUCCGUUACUACCACCAUGACAACUUUUUCCGCCCCGGUCACCGCACCUAGAUCGAUGCCCAACAAUCAGUCUGCGUUGGCGGCAUCCUUCACCAAUUUCCUCACCGUAUCAAUACACCAGAUCCUGUUUUUACGUUCGGUCUAUCCACGAGCCACGUUCCUCCCCGUGCGGGCGUACAACUAUCCCGUCCGACAAUCCCGUCACCCCAAGGUGUGUGAUUACAUCAAUGACGCGUCAAUUGCGGUCGGAACGGAGAUCUUGAAAGGCACAAUAACCGCUGUCAGCAUUAUCAUCUCCUCCCUCCGUACGAAUCAACCUCUCGAACGAUAUGCCUUUGAUUUAUCGGGCUUCCCCCGUGUUCCGGCUGGCGAAGUCAAUACCACCUUCGAAGACAGAAGGGAGGAACAAACCAAAGCGGGUGUUCCCGUAACCGACCGGGCUUCCGCCCCCACAUCAGUCGACCUCGAAGCGCAAUUUCGGGCCUGUCUAGCAAGACUGGCUUCAGCUUGUGCGCGCCUGACUCCCUUGCCUCGGGACGAUGAAUUCAGUUUCACCGUCUGCAUCGAGGUGCGGGAAGAUGCUUUACCCCCGGCGGGGACCACAACCGAAGAACAGACAUGGAUUGUGGCCGAACCGGAUAAGGUCCACCUCCGAUCGUGCACCGCCCCUUACUCCGUUUCUAAGUUGAGAAACGGCGAGCCGCAACAGCCGCCUCCCAAGGUAUCGAAUGGACGUGCCAAAACGGUCCCGGUACGACGUGUAGAAGCUGGAGAGCUUCGCCUGGAACUAUGGGUGGAAGAGGCACGGCAGAAGUUUAAUGAACCGGUGGACUCUGAACAUCCACCAUGA